This is a messenger RNA of Trypanosoma theileri, 2598 nucleotides long. RefSeq names its product GTP-binding elongation factor Tu family. Lineage: Eukaryota; Euglenozoa; Kinetoplastea; Trypanosomatida; Trypanosomatidae. Gene Ontology annotation, biological process: translational elongation. Bases 1 to 2598 code for a protein of 865 amino acids. The transcript has a single exon. The record is from RefSeq and is a predicted model, not a curated record. Gene Ontology annotation, molecular function: translation elongation factor activity; GTPase activity; GTP binding.
AUGACAGACGAUAUAAAACAACACAACGGCAAUAACAAGAAUAGCAAUAUGGAGUCUUUCUGUAUCAUUUUGGUAGAACCUGAGGCCGUAGAGCUUGGGAAUUGGGUGCGGGAAGUUGUGUUGGAGUGCCUAACACCACCAGUGCAGCGUACAGUACUGUUGAAUGUUGGUGUAGCAAGUGAUGAUGAUGCUCGAUUUCACACUGCCGCUAUGCGUGCACUAGAGGAGGUAAUGACAGAGAAGAAUAAGAAUACACCCUGUAGUAGUACCAAUAAUAAUAGUAAUAAUAAUAGUGAUAAUAACAAUCAUGACAAGAAUGAUAAGAGCGAUACCAACAAGGAUAAGGAGAGUGGAAUGGGUGGAGGUAAUGAUGACGAAAGGGUUGAAGUAAAAGGAAAGAAGGAGUUGGUCUUUCUUAUUAUUGCAAUUUUUUGGGAUGGCCAAUCUGAAGGUGUGAAGACUGAUUUUAUUCGUCUUCGACAAUUUCUGGAUGAAAUGAAGAAUGGAAAUAGUAAUAUCAAUACGAAUGUGGAUAGUAAAAAUAGUGAUGACAAUAGGAAUAAAUUCAAGUUUAUGCGACCAGGUGAGGCUCAGUUUGUUGUACAGGCACUUAAUGCUAAAAAAGGUUUUCACACAUUAAAGGAGAACCGUGAUGCGUUGGUAAGCACUCUUCGCAAAAAAAUCCCAAGUAAUACAGAUGGUAAUAAUAAUAAUAAUAAUAAUAAUAAUAAUAAUAAUACCGUACAACAUAAGGAUCCAUGUGAUAGUCGUUCAAUAGCGAAUGAACACAACAAUACCACUAGCACUAAAUCAAGAAAAACAACAUCCCCAACUACUUCUCCCACUUUAUCAGCAUUAGGUGAUGUAAAACCUGGUAGUGGUAGUAACAACAAAACUUGUGAUAUUGGUGUAGAAGAUCUUAGUGAGGAAGCUAUUUCAGCUGGUAUAGAAGCAGGACAGGGAGAAUGUUUUUUGGUUGUUUCUGCACAUACUAUGGAUGAAUUUCAGGAGCGUGUGAAGCAAUUAAAAGAUUCUGCAAAGAAAUUGGAUGUUGGUUGUACACCUGUUGUACCCGAACCACGUGAAGUUCAAGGUAGUGAUAAAGUAGGUGCUAUCGCCCAAGAGUUUCUGUUACGUCAAAGUCCAUCAUCUGGACAGAUUGAACUACGUAUCGCUAUGUGUGGUAAUGUGGAUAGUGGGAAAUCUACACUUACAGCUGUGUUAACACGUGGUUGUCGUGAUGAUGGCAGAGGUUUUGCCCGUGCGUUUGUUUUUCGACACAAACAUGAAGCAGCCACUGGACGUACUUCGAGCAUCAGUGAAAAUCAUCUCUGCUUUUCUUCCACAGGUGAGGUGGUAAACUACACAGUGUUUACUGCAAAACGAGGUAUGAGUGGUAUUCCUAGUGAUAAUACUUCUACUACUACUACUAAUAAUAAUAAUAAUGUUGGAGUUAGUAAUAUGGGUGGUGGUGGUGGUGGUAGUAGUAGUGCUUCACGAGCCCAAAUUGCGCAAGAAUUAAUGUCACGUAGUUCCAAAGUACUCACUUUAUAUGAUCUUGCUGGUCAUGAACGUUAUCUUAAGACUACUGUACUUGGAAUGACCCGCAAUCUACCGGAUUAUGCAUGUAUUGUGGUCAGUGCCAACAAUGGUGUGCAGCGCAUGACGAAAGAACACCUUGCCCUCUGUGUUGCACUUAAACUUCCUUUUUUUCUUGUCGUCACCCGCAUUGACAGCACCCCUGCACAUGUGCUCGACUCCACCAUGUCGACUCUCCAUCAAUUACUACGACUCCCUACGGUUCGCCGCCUCCCACAUGUUGUGCGCGGCGAGGAUGAUGUGGUGCUCGCCGCCCGGCAUCUCCGGCAUCUCCGCAUGGCGCCCAUCUUUCCGCUCAGCAGCGUCACCGGUGAUGGUCUCGCCGGCCUCACGCGGUUUCUCAAUCUUCUCCCGCUCCGCCGCGACUGGCGGGCCGCCCGCAGUGCCCCGCGCGAGAUGCUCAUCGACAACGCCUUUCAGGUGCCGGGCGUCGGCGUCGUUGUUGGCGGCGUCGUCACUCAAGGCGUCUUCCGCGCGGACGACAAGGCGCUGCUCGGCCCCGACGCCCGCGGCGCCUAUCGGCCGGUCCGCAUUAAAUCCGUGCAUGUGCGGGGCGUCCCGGCAGAAGAGGCCCCGGCGGGAUGUGAUGCCGCGUUGUGUCUACGCAGAGAGACCGCACAUAAAGGCGACAUCUGGCGUAUUCGACCAGGAUCCAUGCUGCUGGAUAUACACGCCGCAACACCAGAGGCCUAUUGGCAGGUGGACGCCGAUAUCACAGUGCUCUAUCACGCCACCACCAUCGCCGCAAAUUAUGAACCCGUCGUGCAUGCAACCACCGUGCGGCAGUCCGCUCGUAUUGUUUACGUGGCGCAGGAAGUACUCCGCACAGGCGAUCGCUCUCUCGUGCGAUUUCACUUUCUCUACAGGCCAGAGUUUAUGAAGGUGGGACAGCAGAUUGUAUUUCGUGAGGGACGCACAAAGGGUAUUGGAGUCGUUAAGAACCUCAUCGUUGAACGGGAUGAGUCCAUCUUUGCAAAGAGACAGAAAAACCGACGAUAG